Synchiropus splendidus (mandarinfish) is the source of this 1891-nucleotide messenger RNA. It is a transcript of the gene bco1, whose product is annotated as beta-carotene oxygenase 1. The record is from RefSeq and is a predicted model, not a curated record. The transcript is spliced from 10 exons. Bases 70 to 1686 code for a protein of 538 amino acids. Gene Ontology annotation, molecular function: carotenoid dioxygenase activity; beta-carotene 15,15'-dioxygenase activity. Lineage: Eukaryota; Metazoa; Chordata; Actinopteri; Syngnathiformes; Callionymidae. Gene Ontology annotation, biological process: carotene catabolic process; retinal metabolic process.
CGCGCUUUUAAAAGGAAGCGCGGACUCCACUGCCGCGGACAGUCUCCCAGAAAGUGAACAUCGGUCGCCAUGGCAGAUUUUUCCAAAAACAUCCCGGAACAACCUGAGCCGACAAAGGCUGAAGUGAAAGGAAACGUGCCCAGCUGGCUGCAGGGCACACUAUUGCGCAACGGGCCGGGGCUCUUCUCAGUGGGGGACACGAGCUACGACCACUGGUUCGAUGGAAUGGCUCUGAUGCACAGCUUCACUAUCAAAGACGGUGAGGUGACCCACAGAAGUAGAUACUUAAGAGGAGAUACCUACAAAGCAAACACCAGUGCGAACCGGAUUGUGGUGUCAGAAAUGGGAACAAUGGCAUAUCCGGACCCCAGCAAGAAUUUCAUUGUCAAGGCGAUCACUUUCCUCAACCACACGGUCCCCGACUUCACAGACAACGGCGCAAGCAACUUUAUCAAAUAUGGAAAGGACUAUUAUGCAACUUCUGAGACCAACUACAUCCGUAAAAUUGACCCAGUCACCCUGGAGACUCAAGACAAGGUGGACUACAUGAAGUAUCUGCCGGUAAACCUGGCCUCGUCUCACCCUCACUACGACAGCGAAGGAAACGCCUACAACAUCGGCACGUCGAUCGCAGACAAGGCCAAGACCAAAUACAUGCUGUUCAAAGUGCCUGUGGCCUCUGACAAAGGUAAAACUGCCCUGAAAAACGUGGAGGUGGUGUGCAGCGUCCCCUGCCGCUCCAUGCUCAUGCCCAGCUACUACCACAGCUUCGGCAUGACGGACAACUACUUCAUCUUCAUCGAACAGCCGCUGAAACUGGACAUUCUGCGUAUGGCCACUGCGUACAUGCGAGGGGUCAACUGGGCGAGCUGCCUGAAAUUCUGCCCAGAGGAAAACACUCUUAUCCACCUCAUUGACCGAAAGACUGGAAAAGAGGUGGAGGCCAAGUACUGCACUGGACCCAUGAUUGUCUAUCAUCACGUCAAUGCAUUUGAGGAUGACGGCCAUGUUGUAUUCGACGUCAUCGCUUACAAAGACAACAGCCUCUACGACGCCUUCUACCUGAGCAAGCUGAAGGAGACGCUGGAGUUCGACGACAGCUACUCUGUUCCAAGCUAUAAGAGAUUUGUUCUUCCCGUCCACUCAGACAAGGGAGCUGCAGUUGGAGAUGAUUUGGUGAAGCUCAAGUACACAAAAGCAAGUGCAGUAAAGGAGAAGGAGGGUAAAUUCCUCUGUCAGGCUGAAGUGCUUUGCGAAGGUGGGUUAUUUACCCUGCACCUUGUCUUACAGGUUGUCAGGGAAUCACAAACAUGUUUGUCUCUUCCAUCAGGUUUGGAAUUGCCCAGAAUGAACUAUGGUUUUAAUGGGAAGAAGCACCGUUUCAUCUACUGCAACCUGGUUGAGAAAUCUGCCCUUUCAAAACAGGCCGUGAAGUUUGACACGGAAACGAAGGAAAUGACCAUCUGGGCUGAGGACAACUGCUGGCCGUCCGAGUCCGUGUUUGUUCCACGACCGAAUGCAGAGACAGAGGAUGAUGGUGUGGUGUUAUCUUCAGUCAUCAACAUGAAUCCAGGCCAAAGUAGUUUCCUGCUCAUCUUGGACGGCAAAACAUUCAAAGAAGUAGCCCGAGCUAACAUCAACGGAGAGCUACACAAGGACAUGCACGGCUUCUUCAUCCCUCACUGAAGUGUUUGAGAAGAUUUGCUUAUAAAUCCCUCAGGCUAUGUGCGAGCAGCAUGAAUUUAUUAUACUCAUUUGUAACUGACCUACCUAUGUGAAAAAUAUUUUUCUUUGUACCUCUGUGCUUGCAACUCCGUACUACUAAAUAUUACCAGUGUUAUUGUUCUUUUUCAUUAAAGGCUCUGAAAAGCAUGGAAAGUCUCUGUUAGAU